Molecule: messenger RNA, 360 nt
Organism: Caenorhabditis briggsae
Lineage: Eukaryota; Metazoa; Nematoda; Chromadorea; Rhabditida; Rhabditidae
Exons: 1
Coding region: 1-360 (119 amino acids)
Source: RefSeq, a predicted model, not a curated record
AUGGAGAGAAGAAUCAGUUCUCGCCUUCUCUGGGGUCCAGAGAAGGUGGAGAGAUCCGGGUCCUGGAGCCCGGAUCCUGAAGCCCGGGUUUUGAAGCCCGGGUCCUGGAGCUCGGGUAAUGGGACCUGGGUCAUGGGGCCCAGGUCAUGGAGCCCGGGUCCUGGAGCCUGGGUUCUGAAGCCCGGGUUCUGGAGCCCGGGUUCUGGAGCCCGGGUUCUGGAGCCCGGGUUCUGGAGUCUGGAUCCUGGAGCCCGGGUUUUGAAGCCCGGGUCCUGGAGCUCGGGUAAUGGGACCUGGGUCAUGGGGCCCAGGUCAUGGAGCCCGGGUCAUGGAGCCCGGGUCUUGGAGCCCGGGCCCUAG